CCGCUGUGGUGCGGAGACCCCCGGGUGAAUCCACCGACACCAUGUCUGACCAGGAGGCAAAACCUUCAACUGAGGACUUAGGAGAUAAGAAAGAAGGAGAAUACAUUAAACUCAAAGUUAUUGGACAGGACAGCAGUGAGAUCCAUUUCAAAGUGAAAAUGACAACACAUCUCAAGAAGCUCAAAGAAUCGUACUGUCAAAGACAGGGAGUUCCAAUGAAUUCACUCAGGUUUCUCUUUGAAGGUCAGAGAAUUGCUGAUAAUCAUACUCCAAAAGAACUGGGAAUGGAGGAAGAAGACGUGAUUGAAGUUUAUCAGGAACAAACGGGGGGUCACUCGACGGUUUAGAUAAUUCUUUUUAUUUUUUAUUUUUUCCUUUUCCCUCAAUCCUUUUUUAUUUUUAAAAAUAGUUCUUUUGUAAUGUGGUGUUCAAAAUGAAAAUUGAAUACUGGCACUCCAUCUCUUAGAACAUCUGGUAAUCUGAAUUCUAGUGUUCAAUAUUCAUUAUUGGUUGUUUUUGUUGUGCUGAUUUUUGGUGAUCAGACCUCAGCUCCCUUAACAUUGCCCUUCUUCCUUUAAGAGAUUUCAUGUGUGCACACAGAGAGGCCACCCUUUCCAGGACUGUGCAUUUUCAGGGUUGUGAUGAUAAAAGGAUCGACUAAUGGGAGCUUCCCUGUGACCUUUCAAUGGCCCUGCAGUUCCGGUAUGUGGUUGCUUCACUCCUGGACUAUGAUUUUCAGUGGGAGAUGGAGAUUUUUCAGAGAACCGAACUGUGGAAAAUGACCUUUUCUCAGCUUGAAGCUACUUUUAAAAUCUGAGGGUCUGGACCAAAAGAAGAACAUCAUGUUUGUAGUCAAGGUAACAGAUACAGUGAGAGUAACAGCUAACUCCAAAAGUGGCUUCACUGGAGAGAAAGAAAGUGUCUUGAGCAAGACAGUAUUGUCAGAAGAUCCCAGGAAAGUUCUAAUCUUCAUCAGCAGUUAAUAAUAAAGUUACUCAUACAGAAGUGUACGCAACAGACACUGCUCCUUUUGAUUCUGUUGUACUUUUUGGCCUGGGACAUGGGUUUUCAAGGGACAUCAUCUGUACCAGCUUCAUUAAAAUAAACAAUAUUUGUAAAAACCGUA
This is a messenger RNA of Rattus norvegicus (Norway rat), 1126 nucleotides long. RefSeq names its product small ubiquitin-like modifier 1 (gene Sumo1). The record is from RefSeq and is marked provisional. Gene Ontology annotation, cellular component: PML body; nuclear membrane; XY body. The coding region runs from base 42 to 347 and encodes 101 amino acids. Lineage: Eukaryota; Metazoa; Chordata; Mammalia; Rodentia; Muridae. The transcript is spliced from 5 exons.